Molecule: messenger RNA, 2168 nt
Organism: Symbiodinium necroappetens
Lineage: Eukaryota; Dinophyceae; Suessiales; Symbiodiniaceae
Source: the annotation of a GenBank genome assembly
GGAGAGACUUCGGAUGCUGCGCGCGCAUGCCCUUGCCACGGAGGAUGCAGAGCUUCUCCAGCUACUUCAGCACGAUGUGCAGUUCUACCAAGAGGGGGCGAAGCAAGAGAAAACCGCCGAAGACUUCAAGGAGGAAUACGAGAAGAAGCUGGCUGAUCAAGAGAUGGUGUGGAAGGAGGUGAUGAAGGAGAAGGACUACGAAAUGGAGUGCGUCCGGCAGGAGAUGGACCGUUUGAAGGAAACAAACGCUGAGCUGAGGGACAGGCGCGUGUCAGACAAGUCCGGGGCCUUGCAGAAGAAGUUGGAGAAGGCGGAGUCGAUCGUGGAAGAGGCGGAGGAGGAGCUGCGACGGUCUCAGGAGGAAGCUCGGAAGUGGAAGGGCGAGCACGGCGCCCUGCAGAAGCAGCUGAUGGCCGCUCAGGCGGCCAAGGGCGAGCGAGAGGCCGAGCUCCAGGUGCAAACGGAGGCAGCGCAGCAGCAGCAGGAGAAGUUGGAGAGCCUCCAGAGCCAGCUCGCCUCGACGGAAGCCGCAGCCAGGAGGGCGGAGUCCGCAGAGCAGCGCUUGCAGAAGGAGCUUUAUCAAGCCUUGCAAGCCAAGAAGAAGCCACGGCUUGUGAGGGAGUUUAGGACCCACAUCAGCAUCCCGCCCGAUGGCCGACUCGAGCGAGCAGAGCAGGAGGCAAGGCGCCUCACAACGGAGGUUGCCGGCUUGGCCGCCGCCCUCGCGGAUGCCAAGGCAGAGGUGAGCCGCCUGCAGGAAGUGAUGCUCGAGAGCGACAGUGAGCUGCUCGAGAGGAGGCAGGAGGCCGAAGCACUGGCGGCGCAGUUGCGCGACGCCCGGCAUGCCUGCGAGCUGGAAUCCCAAAAGUCACAGGAGGCCGCUCGCCAGUUGGAGGCCGAGAAGCAGCGGAGCAGGGAGCGCCUGAGCGAGAUCCGGGCUUUGGAGCAGAAGCACGAAGCCGCGCAGCAGCAGGCUGCAGCAGACCUCGAGCAAGCGGAGGCCCGGGCCCAGGAGGCCGAGGCGCGGAGCGAAAGCAAGCGCGCGCAGGAGGCCGAGGCCCAGAGGGAAAGCUCCGAAGUGCAGGCGCUGGCGGCCCUGGCCAGGAGAAGGGAUGUAGUGAACCAACUCCAGCAGACCGAGGAGAGCGAGGAGAGGGAGGAGAUUGAGAGGCUGAGGAAGGAGCUCCAAUGUCUCAAGAGCCGGGAGUCUGAGUUGCUGCGACAACUGGACGAGACCUUGGCUCAAAACAGCAUCACCUCCGAGGACAAGCAGUGUCAGACCGACGUCUUGCAAGAGAAGGCGCCGCUGAAGAGCCCAGAGCCUGCUGGAAAGCAGGAUCCUGCCUCCAAGAUGGGGGAGUUGCCGCGCCAAGGAACCGGAGGUCCCUGCCUAGACCCAGACGCCCCUUUGGGGAACGAUGAGAUGGUGGAUUACCCGCGAGUUCUCGCAAUGGGGGGUGGCUGGUUACAGGGGGUGAGCCUGAGCUGGCGUGGGAAGUUGCGACACUUUUCCAAGCAGACCCAGACGAGCCGCUCGCCGAGUGCAGGUUCUCCGGGAAGGACCCCAAAGCAACGGACACGUUCGCCCGACCGUGAGCGGCACAUGCCUUUCGAACUGACCGCUGAGGGUCUCUCACGUGGCCGCUCCCCACAGCCGCAGCCCUUCCCCAAGACGGCCAAGGUGCUUCUACCUUUGACAGCCAAAGCUAAGCGCAGUACCGUCUGCCGUUCCCCGCCUCGGCUGCACCCCAACAACCCGAACGUCAAGGCAGAGGCCCAGCGGCAGGCGCAAGCCCAGACCCGGCCGUCCCGAUCGCCGGAAUCCCGAGAGAAGGCCUCCAACCGAGUGCCGGACGUAGAGCGACCCCGCAAGGCUCGUGCCAGCUCGCCCCACAACCCUGCGGCAGGGCACCCUCUGGGCGGCCCAGACCCCGACUCUGUGGGACCACCCGGGCUCGAGAGCCAAUCCUCCGGGGAGCCGAACUGCUUGGGAUCAGGACCCCUCGGGAGCCUCUGUCGAAGCAGCGAAACCGAGCCGGCACACGUGCUGGCGAGCAUCGACAUGUCCAGGGCGGCUACGCGCCAGAGCGCAGAUGCAAGGACGAACACGUCAAGGGCCGCCAAGGACACCGGCACAAUGCGCCGGUCGGCUCCGGAGGCGGCUUCGA